GGUCAGUUUACCACGAUUCUAUGUGUAUGCUCGAGAAAUUCUUCAAUUGUCAACGACUCCUGAUCGGUCUUUGACCAUCCAUCUCUUCCCACCCGAUUGUCACUUUGCAUCCACAGUCACCAUGGCCGCAGCCAAUGUGCUGACUGCGUCGCCUCCCUUUACCCUCGAUGCUGGCACCGCCUUUUCCUUAGCCAUUGCCUUUUCUCUCAUGCCCUUGGCUCAAACUCUCGCAGCCUACGCACUUCCUAAACACACUCCCAAGGCUUACUACUAUCUCUUCUUGUGGCACGCCUACGAUUUCCUCACUCACUUCGUCAUCGAGGGUAGUUACCUAUAUCACUCCUUCUUCUCCUAUAUCGACCUCCCUGUCCACACCUCUGACUACCCACACCCGGCCUCGAGAGGAGUCGACAAACUUCCCUACCUGUACAAUCGAUCCGACCGCCGAUAUGGAGCGCUGUAUUCCCAAGCACCAAUGGCAAGAUUGUGGCAAGAAUAUGCAAAGGCUGAUCGAAGAUGGGGAGGCGCUGAUUUGACCGUCAUGUCGAUCGAGUUGCUGACUGUUGGACUCGCCGGACCUGCGGCUCUCUAUGUCUGUUACCUCAUCUCCAAGGCAGUCAAAACAGACCCUCCAGCCUUAAAGGCCAAAUACACAUCCCGCCUAUGGUUUGUUGCUGUGAUUCUGGCGACUGGGGAAUUGUAUGGUGGUUUUAUGACUUUUGCUCCCGAAUGGAUGAGUGGUAAUACUCAUUUGGCUGGAGAUGAUCCCGUCUAUUUGUGGCUCUAUUUGGUCUUCUUCAACACGCUAUGGGUGUUUAUCCCCUUGUGGGUGCUCUACCUUGCCUACCACAAAAUUUCGACAGCUUUCAUCUUGGCCUCGCCUUCGAUGAAAAAGUCCGAGUAACUGUAUAAGAGAGCAAGCAAGUCGUUUGCUCCAGUGUAGAAAGUCAAGACCCAAUGUACAAUUUUCCCC
This is a messenger RNA of Exophiala mesophila, 973 nucleotides long. RefSeq lists its product as uncharacterized. Gene Ontology annotation, cellular component: endoplasmic reticulum; membrane. Gene Ontology annotation, molecular function: cholestenol delta-isomerase activity. Gene Ontology annotation, biological process: sterol metabolic process. The coding region runs from base 122 to 904 and encodes 260 amino acids. The record is from RefSeq and is a predicted model, not a curated record. Lineage: Eukaryota; Fungi; Ascomycota; Eurotiomycetes; Chaetothyriales; Herpotrichiellaceae. The transcript has a single exon.